CUAUACUUCCCACUGGUCUCGUUCCCAUCUGCACUCUGCAAACGGAUCAGUGAUUUCACUGCCUUUUCAAUAAUUCAGGCUGUGUGCUUUAGCGAUGUCAUCUCGGAAAAGAAGCACCAAGGCGCAGCGCUUCCCACCGGCGGGAGGAGGAGGCGCACGGCGGAGGCUUCCCUGAACCUUUCGCUUCAUUUUCAGAGACAUUUGCAUCAGAAAGGUCCAGUCCCUCAGACAAAGGUCAGAUGCUCUUCAGCGGGAACUUUUCCCUGAAAUCUGACCGCAGACCCAAACUUUCUGCAUCAAAAAAGCAUCUUUCCUCACUGACAUCUCCAAUAUACAGGAGCACGGUAUUUUUGCUCAUUGCAACACAAUGCAUUUUAAGACAUGCGAGGCCAAAACAGAAGGCUGCUGUAUUUCAAGCCCAGGCUCUUACUCCUGCAACGCUGCACGUUAAGAAAUGCCGCCCCGAGAGGGCUGGAGGCAGCACACAGGCCUCUGAUGACACCCCGAGCUCUGCGCGGCCCCUCCCGCAGCAACACCACCAUCUUGCAGCUCUCGGCGCCGGCGCAAAUUCCGCGCAACGCCGCGGGCAAAGGCUGAGUCUCCGCUUCUCCCCAUCCUGACCGCGGGGGCGGUGUCCGUUGGCGUUGUCGGCGCUCUGCUGCCUGGGCGUGUGUCCGUCCGUCUGUCUGUCCGUCCGUGUCCCCGCAAGGCGGGGCCGCGCAGACCGCGCCGGCUGCUGCCAUCUGGGAGCCGGGGCGUGGAGCGGAGGAGGGCGCAGGGGGGGGACGAGCAUCCUUCAGGCCGAGGCUCCGUUCGUUUCUGCGGGUUCCGUGCCCGCUCUUGGGCACCGGUACCAACGAAGUACCUGCAGAAUCGGUUUGCCUCCUCCUGGUUUUUUUUUUUGUUUUGUUUUUUUUUUUGUUUUUUUUUUUACCUUGGUGAUUUUUUAUUUUUAUUUUUAUUAUUAUUUUUUUUCCCUCCCACGAAGAAGCUUCCGAAACUGGGCGAGAGCUGAUUUCCCGUAGGUGGUGCCGCGGCGGGGAGGGCAGCUCCCUUGCCACCCCCGGGCCGGGGGAGCAGCCCCCGGCUCCGCUCGCCCUGCCUAGCGGCUCUUUCCGCGGCACCGGCAGCGGGGCGAGCGGCAGCCGUCAGCCCACAGCCCCGUCCCCGGUGGCGGGCGGCGGCGCCUCCGCUGAGAGGCUGCGGGGAAGAUGCGGCCCGGAGAAGCCCGCCGCGGGGAGGGCGCUAUGCGGGAGAGAUAACGCGUCUUCGCCAGCAGCCGGGGGCGUCGCGGUGCCGGCGGGGGGAGUCAGCAGCCCCCGGGACCCGGGAACCUCCGGAGCGGGCCGGAGAACGGCGGGACGCGGCCCGGCGGCGGGGAGCGGCGAUUUGCCGUGCCCGGCUCCGCGCCUCGGGACCGGCGUGCGGGAGGCUGAGGAGCGCGGGCGGCAGCAGGAGGAGGAGGAGGAGGAGGGCAGCGCCAUGACUCACUUACAGGCAGGGCUCUCCCCUGAGACUCUGGAGAAAGCCCGACUGGAGCUGAACGAGAACCCCGACACCUUGCACCAGGACAUCCAGGAGGUGCGGGACAUGGUCAUCACCCGGCCGGACAUCGGCUUCCUCCGCACCGAUGAUGCCUUCAUCCUACGGUUCCUGCGGGCCAGGAAGUUUCAACACUUCGAGGCGUUUCGCCUCCUGGCCCAAUACUUUGAGUACCGCCAGCAGAACCUGGACAUGUUCAAGAGCUUUAAGGCCACCGACCCGGGCAUCAAACAGGCGCUGAAGGAUGGUUUCCCUGGCGGGCUAGCCAACCUGGACCACUAUGGCAGGAAGAUCCUCGUCCUUUUUGCUGCCAACUGGGACCAGAGCAGGUACACAUUGGUGGAUAUUUUGCGUGCCAUACUUCUUUCUUUAGAAGCCAUGAUAGAAGACCCCGAGCUUCAAGUGAAUGGAUUUGUUUUGAUUAUAGACUGGAGCAACUUCACCUUCAAGCAGGCCUCCAAGCUCACGCCAAGUAUGCUUAGGUUAGCCAUAGAGGGCCUUCAGGACAGUUUUCCAGCUCGCUUUGGAGGAAUACAUUUUGUCAAUCAACCAUGGUAUAUUCAUGCCCUCUACACAGUUAUACGGCCCUUUUUAAAGGAGAAGACACGAAAAAGGAUAUUCCUUCAUGGUAAUAACCUCAACAGUCUGCAUCAGCUGAUACAUCCUGAGAUCCUGCCUUCAGAGUUUGGAGGAAUGUUGCCCCCAUAUGACAUGGGAACAUGGGCAAGAACACUGCUAGACCACGAGUAUGAUGAUGACAGUGAAUGCAAUGCGGACUCCUACAAUGCUCCAGCAAAAGAUAUAGAAAAGGACCUCUCUCCUAAGUCCAUGAAGAGGUCUCAGUCAGUGGUGGAUCCUGGGGUGCUAAAACGCAUGGAUAAGAAUGAAGAAGAAAACAUGCAGCCUUUGCUUUCCCUUGACUAACAGUUCCUGAGCAUCAAACAUGAACUGCAGUGGAAGGCACUCAGCAACAAGCAAACCAUUGGGAAAGAGUGUACCAGCUGGAAUCCUAUUUACUCAUGUUUAUGUAGCAUAAUGGAAGCAGGCACAAGAUUUUACUAUUCUGCCUGAAUUCUGGAUGCCUUGGGGUGAAAAGGAAGAGAAGAAAGAAGGAAAAUAAUUAAAAAUAGGAAUCAGUAAUUUAUUCUGUAAGUGCCAACCUGUUUGUAAAUACAACAUAAUCCUCUACUUUGACUUUCUAAGAUAUGGUAAGCAAAUACUAUGAGUGACUUCUAAAUAUGUCAGUGAAGUGCAUCGUAAAAAAGAGUAGAAAAUGUGCAUGCAUACACACGUGUGCACACACAGAGAAACACGUACUGGACAAGAAAAAGUAUCAAAGCCAAUUAAAUGUUGUCCUUCUUAUAGGAAGCCAUACUGCAGCUAGUAUAUUGACUGCAAUAUACAGUAUAUUCUCUGCAAUGCUCAGUAAUGUGCAAAGAUAAAGAGGGAUUAUAAGAACUUGGGGAUGCUGUAGCCAGUCAAAUAUUUCCUAAAUGUAGGAAUUUAUUUCCAACUAACUUUGUGGCUUAGAAUUGUGACUUAGCAUAAACCAUGUAGCAUUGUGAAGAAGAUAACAGAUGAGCUGGAGCCAACUCUUUGACAGUUUGAUGUUUGGCUGUAUGAGUCUGUGAGGUUUCUUCCUUAACUUUUUAUUUACAGUUUGCAAGUAACCCAGCGUGUUACCCUAAACUGGGUGCUGUAAUGUGGGUCAUGUUGGAGUUAUUUCUCUUGAAUUUUGGGUGCACGUCAGGAAGUUUUCCAGAACUCUGUUCUCCCUCAUAAUGAGAAAAUAAUCCUCUAAAUUCAGUGUAAGAACCAAUGUUUGAAGUUAAAGCCUGGCAGCAGAGUUCAAAAGUUAAUCACUGAAUCCUGUGCAUUGGGAGACUUGGAUACAUACAUAUAUAUAUUUUUUACCAAUCUCUGACAAACAUGUAAGGUGACAUUGUUAGACAAGUAUAUUUAAUUGAAGGUUUAUACAGGAAAUCAUACCAAUUCAGUGUACUUAGAUAUAUUAUAGAUUGUAUAUUGAGAUGACUUCAUGAUUAAUAUAGUGCAACUUUCCAUAGAACAACAGCAUCCCACUCCAAGCAAGGAUUAAUAUGAAUAAGUUGUAGUCAAAUAUCUCAGCCUAUGUGUUUGGGGCACUUUUUUGUUUGUUUGUUUGUUUUUGUAGUGUAAGUGUAUGUAUUUAACAUGUGCCAUAAUAGAAAAAUAUGUUUUACCUCAAAAGGGCAACAGGUUUCAGUAGGUAUUAAGUCAGCUGAAAUGCAGGGGCUGUAUAAUCAUUGUGUGUUGACACGAGUACCAUUUGUUAUAUGCUGAGACAGGAAUACAUCCUUUGAACUAGACAGGCAUUUCUUAUUAGGGCUUAACUUUGCAAUCAGAAUAAGACAGCAUGUGAUGCUCACCUAAACAUCCAAAUAAUUGGAGAUAUUGCAACAGCAUGUCUGGACAACGCAGUGAUUAGAAAUAUGCUCAGCAGAUGACCACUAGGGAGGCAGUAGCUCAUAGGUACCUUGCCUCUGAAGCUCUGUGGUAAGAGUUUCCUCCAUCACUUCAGUAUUCACUGAAAUUUCAAAAUUGCUGGUUAUGGUUGCCUCUCCUUGCCUAGGAUGAUUCCAGAUUUCGGAAAUGGUGGACUGUGGAGAGUUAAGAGAAAUCUUGCAAAUGUGUCAUCUCAGAAUUUGUCUAUGGUGGCAACUUUGGCAUUCCUCAGUGCUGAGAUAAGCCAGUCUCUUCCAGCUCAGGCAGUACAUAGAUAAAGCAGUUCAUUAGGAAUACUGAUAAAUAGAAUAUACUUCAACAUGCAUAUUGCAGAAACUUGUCUGAACCAGUCAUCUUUUCACACUCUUAUUUCUAUUUUCAUGAUAUGUGUUAUGGAGAAACAAAGGGAAAAGAUACAGAGCCUGAAUUUGAGAAGUAUUAAUCAGUGGCAGUUGCAGAAAGGGUGAUUGGGAACUGUAGCUGCCUACAUCUUUGCAGUUUGUCCUACAAAUUUUCAGUAGGUGAAAGUAUUGUAAUACUACUUCCACUCUUUGAUGGGCUUGAAUGUAUGAUGAGUUCUUAUCUACAAUUUUAUUCUAUUUUUUAUGAAUCUUGUAACAUCAUGCUAUAUAGGUAAGAUGUAUCUCUAGGAUUUAUGUAAGUGCCAUAUUUGAAUGUAUGUUAUACAUUCCCACAUCUAUGGCUAGAGGAAUAGUGUAUUGCUGUAGCUGAUUCUUAAAUCCUUACUAGAUAAACUGUAAUAUCAGUAUAAAUGUUCUCUUCGUAAGGGCUUUGGGAUUUAGUCACAUCUGUGUAAACUGUGACACAGUAGUGAUCAAAGUCUUCACAGAUGCUGUUGUAUACUUGGGCCAAACCUUGGUGUGAGCCAGCCCAGCACUGAUUGCAGAGUACACCAGCUGUCUGGACAGAAAAUGCAAAUGCCUCUUAAUCCUGACAGAGUAUCUUUGUAGGAAAGUAUAUCUGCUCAACUGUAUGAAGCUUCUGCAUACCAACUGAUAAAUUUAUUUUGUUUGUGAGGUUUUUAUUAGCUGUAAUUUAUGUAACGUUUUCUGAAGCCUGAUUUCAGCUUGAAAUUAGUGAGCAUUAAUUAUUAUUUACAGUUAGUGAAAGUGGGGUAUAUUAUAAAUUUGCAUUACUUGGUCUUCAUCUUUCACCAAGAACAAACCUACUUUUUCAAUAAGAUCCUCACUGUUAAGGAGUUAGGCUACAGCUUUUAUUUCACUGAAGCAAAUUCUUGCAGUGGUAACUGCAGUUGUGACACUGGAAAAAAUGGAUAAAAAUGGAUAAGAAAACCAAUUUUCUGUCACAUGCUCUCGGUAUUCUUUGAAGGCUUUUCUCUUUUACUCAUUAGAGUACAUAAAGUGUUUUCCCCUUCUCCCUGCUUCUUGUAGAAAAUCUUUAUAGAUAGGUCAAUUUUUAAUAGCUGAAAUUUGGACUGAAAACUUUUUCCAAUCUUUAUUAUGAUAAGACUUAAUGUUGAAUUUUUAUAGCAGAACUGAAGUGCUAAAAAUAAAAUUCAAAUGUUUGGGAGGGUCAUUUUUAUUUCUGACCUUUGUUGUAUACUGGGUAGAAUAAAUCUUGUGCUUAUGCAUGCUGAUAUGCAUACCAGAAGAAUCCUGCCAUAUGAGGAACUUAGUGGAAAGACUGGAUUCACCUGUUCAACCAGCUAAGUGAAAAAAAAAAUAAAUAAAAAGGAGAAAAAAAGUGUAAAAUUGAUUUAAUGCUUUUGACAAGAACAAGAAAUGCUUUCACAGAGUCUUUUCCACAAAAGACUCUAUUGAACAUAUAUGGAGAAGUUGUGGAAACUUUAAUGCCCAAAGCUCUUUGAUCCUGCAAUGACAGAUGUGCAAGUCUGUUGGCCUUAUAAAGACAGGUAAUCAGUCCCACUAAGCUCCAACAAACAUGCAGGUUCCCAAUAGAUAUUAGGUGUAAUAUAGCUUUAAGAAGUCUUUACAGAAAUGUAAAUUUAUUGUACAGCAUAUUUAAAAAGAUGUUUUGCACUCUGCAAACAUGAGAUGCCUAUCACUAAAGAUAUUUAUAAUGGUAUACAUAACACAGAAUUAAAGAAAAUAGGUGUGGAAGGGACCUCAAGAUGUCAGCUGUAUUGUUGUGUGGAAGAGCAGAUUUUCUUCAGUCGUGUUUCUCUUAAAGAAUUGUUUUAACUCAGUACAUUGCAUGGAAUGUUCUUUGUAUCAUUUAAACACAGCCACAGCAAAGCCUAAGCACAAUAUCUGACAAAAUUGUAACUUGAUCAUAUUACGUUAAUUUCUUUUAUUAUUUACUUUCAUUAUUUCUCUUUGGGAAAUUAAAAAAGUUUACCAAAUGUAGUAAUUCUACCAUUCAGAAUUACCUGGAAAUCAAUUUACAGUAAGCUCUGGUCAUGUCACUGUUAAUAUAUUGUUUUUAUUAUUAUUAAUGUAUUCAACUGUUCAGAUUUUUGAAAGGCAUGUUUGGAAGAACAUACGCUUAAGAAAAAAGUUCAAAAUAAGACUUAAGGAUUGCAGGCAGGGGAAAGCUGAGUUUGUUUUGGAUAAUUUUUACUUGCCUCUGGGGCAAGUCCUUUUGAGCUAUCAACAGGAUUAGGUACUAGGACAAAUUUGUAAGAAGAAUAUCAGUGUGAAAAACAAGAGACAAGAUCUCAAAGGAUUGAGUACUGAAAAAUCACAUGGCUAGCUGUGUAAUGUCCUUUUAAUGAAAGGCAUUUUGUGAGUAGCUUCUGUGCAUGCAUUUGUGGUGCUGAGACUUUGGACUUUCAUCCAAAAACUUUAAAAUAUAAUAUGAAAUCAAGAAAAUAAUAAUCAUCCCAUUUCUCAGGUAGCAAUAUGGAAACAGUCAGUUAGAGAUGUUCAAAUCUCAAAAGAAUACAUUUGUGUUGAGUUUAUGUAUGGCAAAAGCAAUGCUUUGAUCACUCAGUCUGGUUUGAAAUGAAAGAAAGAAGAUCUUUUUUGUGAGAAGAAUGUCUAGCUGUUGAUUCAGUCAUGCCCAGUUUCCUUAGAAAUGUCCUACGCAUUUUCGCUUGAGCCCUUUGCAAACCAGGGAUGGUUUACUUGAGUUACAUCUGAAUGUACGUGCCUUCUGCUGAGGAGCUGGUAAAAAAGGAGUAUGUCCCCAAAAUGAAAUAACAUUUUCCCCACCUAACUGAUGAAAAACUGUUUACUGUUGGCUGCCCAAUAGAGAACUCUGAACCUGUCAAGGGAGGAUCUCUUCACGAUGGCUUUGAACAAUAAGUCCCGUUAGCCAUACAAGGAACACUGACAUUUCAUUUGGAGGCAUUCUUAAGUGACCUCCAGUGAAAGUGCAGGCUAGCUAGACAGGAUUCCACAUUCUGUACUGUCUUGUAAAUUUUAAUGAUGCUUUUUCAAAGGUCUGUAUUUAGGACAUUAACUUUGACGUAUCAUUCAGUCUGCAUUUCAGCUUCCAUUUGAGCAGGAAUUUUUUUUCCUAUCAAAUUUUGGGAUCUUAGUUUGUUUCCUUUACACGAGUCUGUUGCCACAAAUAUGGCACUGAGCCCUGAUGGAAUGCACAAGUUGCAACUUGAUUUUGCUGUUUAAAAAUUGGUGCAGUUGAAGCAUGGGUCACAAGCUCACACUAAUGUAUCAUUCAUUCUCCAGUGUUUUGUGUAUAUAAAGUGCUUUGAUUGAUAGCAGAUAUAUCAAACUCCAGUUUAAAGUUGAAAAAAAAAAAAAACUUUCUACAGUGAGUUCAAAAUCUGAGUUGGUGAUAUUUCUGCAGAAUUCAAGGAAAGGAAACACUGCUCUAAGGGAAAACGUGGAUGCUCUUUUUAUGGCAUGCUAUUUAUGGUAAAACACAACCAAAGUAUUUUGUCUAUGGGAACUCUAGUCAGGCAAUUCUUUUGUCUCUGUACCAAUCACAAACAACAAGCCCUCUCUAAUAAAGAGGUGUGACAAAUCUAUUUGCUUUUGGCAAAUGAUUUCCAGUGAAUUGCCAUAUCUCAACAGCAGACAAAUGGUGGGAAUUAAUUAGGAUUUGUAUUUAAUAUGGAAAUACUGCUGUGAUUCCUUAAAAUGCUGCUACAUCAUCAGCAAUGCACAGCAGUGCCUAAAGGCAAGCAUCUCAAAUGGGGUCCCUUGGUUAAUAAAAAUUUAAGGGGACAAAACAAAGAGAAGAGAUAAUAGAAAAUUGAUAAAAUGCAAUAAUUAAAGACAGAAAGUGGCCUGUGCUGGAAACCUGGAAUGGCAAAAAUUAUGUGAAGGUCUACCAUAUAUAUUAUGAGUAGAGUUCCCAUUUUGUUCCCACACCAUUUCACUUGUAUGGCUAUAAUGGAGUUUCCCAAAUCUUCAGAAGAUGCUUCUGAGCUACCUUGUGAAAUCACAUACAGAGUGGUUGAGCCUGAGAACAUGACUUCACAGAUCAGUGCUUGACAUCAGAUCCUCAGCUAGAGAGGAGACCCGGGCUGAUUGAGACUUGGGCACUUGAAGAAAGAUGCAAACUGCUGUGCCCUGCCUGGCUGAAGAAGUCAUGCAGGAAGAGAAGGCAAGGAGCCAUACACCCAAAAGUAAAGGUGGGAGGCCUGUGGAAUAAAGGACAAUGGGGAGGUGGAAUGAACAGAACAAUCAUUGGAAUAAGAUGGUGAGAGAGGCUUUCAUUUGCUCUGUAAUUGAUGUUAAAGAGGCUUUACAAAGCCCAAUGGCAAAUUUGUCAUCAGAAGGGUAAAAAAAAUACAUUUCUCACUUUCCAACACAAACUUGAUUUUGAUGUAUUUAAACCUGAUAUGUACAGCAGGCCUGAACUGUCUCCACUGCUGUUUCCAAUGGGGCUUUGGGAUGUGGGCAUGACAUAGCAUCCAGGAACUGCAAAGCUCAUGUUCACAAACCUGUCCAGAGGAGGAGAAGGAAGGGAUAUAUUCUGCAAGUCCCUGCUACAGAGGUGACUUCACGGGAGAGUGGAUUCAAGUCUGUUUUGCCCUAUCAUCUGUAUCUGCUCCUGUUCUGUGUAGAAGGCUGUGAGCAUAAAUGGUACAGAGACCUCCCCUACACACCAUGGUGCUGUGCGUAAUUAUGCAGCCUUCAAGCUAUUGCUAACGGUGUGUCCUGUAUCAUUAACAGGUCUGCUGGUGAUGUUAGUAGUAGCCAGUAGGCACCCAGAGUGGAGAUGAUUUAAAGGAAAGAGAAUUUUAUGAACUACACUUAAAUAUAAACAUACUAAAUUGGUGAUUGUUGCAAGUAAUACUACGAUUAUAAUGAAUUAAGGGUUUUCAGUGUUUGGUUGCAUUGUAUCUUGAUGAGACUUAGCGUGUAAUCAAUUUCCCUGAAAUAUAAUUUUCCCUGAGGUUCAUAUGCACCUUUCAUGCUUCAGUGGCAGAAGGAAUUGAAUGGUAGAAAAUAUUUUAAAGCUAUAAAUUUAUUCAGAUGGACACUUGUAAAAUACCUAUCCGUAUUAAAAAUAAAUUUUGCAAUUAACUAGGUUUCAGCUUGACAAUAAUAGCUCUUAAAUCAGUUGGCUCUAGCAUUUUCAUGGUCUGUUGUAUGAAAUGUAUCCUGCUAACCUUUCUCAUGUGCAUUUUUUUUUUUUUUUUUAUCCCUUGCAUUCCACAACAUCUUGUUUUCUGUAUAUAAUUCAUUCUGUGUGUAACUGGGGAAAACUGUAAAAGGAAAAACAAAUAAAAAACCAACCAACAAAACACUGACGAUCUACAGACAGGAGCUUGAAAACUAUUAUUUUAAAAGUUUCCCUUACAGAAAUCUCUGGUGAGUGAAUCUCCCUUCCAGAGUGAAAUGGAAGAUGGAAUAGAGACUGACUUCACCAUAGAUUAAUACAAAAAAUAGAUUUGGACUAGAAAUCCAUAAAGGUGUAGAUAGACAAUUACCUGGGAUAGCUUUUGUGAUUUAAGGUGUUGCCUUCUCCUGGCUGUUAACAAUCACUCUUCAGCUAGAUAUUACUGCCCCAACACUUAAGCAGUAGUAGAUUAUGACAGCAGUCCUUUUCCAAUGAAUGUUGUUAACAAACUCACACUGUUGGUUCUGUUUUCAUGCAUGUGUAAAAACAUUCAUGUAAUCUAUUAGAACAUCUUAGAUGAUGGUGAUUAACAACUAGUCAUGGCAACAUCUAAAAUUGCAGAAGCUAGGUUGGCUGUCUGUGCCUUAAGCCUCUCCUGAUCUUGUGUAGUAGUGACCACUGAAUACUUUUUUUUUUUUUUUUUUUUUUUUUUGCAUGCAGUAAUCUACUUUGGAGCCUUGCAGAAACGCCUAUAGCACCAUAUCAAGAAUCCAGAAGUUAGAGAAGUAAUGUACAAACAGCAUUUGUAUCCUCAGGAUAAAUUUUGUUUGUUCGUUUCUAAUAUAGUAUUGUUAGGACUCAGGGGGUCUGAGAUUUGUAAAGUCAGGACAAGUCUAUCAGUCAUGUUCUAUGUAUAUUUUCAUUAAGUAUUCUAUUUUCACAACUUGUUGUCAGUUUGAACUUUAUUAUUGGACCUAGUAAGAUUGUUACUUAUGGUCUGUUGUGUUCCAACCUAAAAUCUGAAGAUUAAGCAACUUGUGAAACAUGUCACUCUUUAUAGUGCAUAUUUAAAUAUCAUCAGUUCUCUGUGAUCAGUGGGCUGCUUUGGAGGGUACUACUACUUUAAGUCACUGUUGGAUACUGAGGAAGAAUUACAUUGUUAAAUAAAAUAUGACCAAAUGAAAAUUAAAAUACAUAUAUAUUUUUGUGUUGUAUUUGGAGUGUUUGUCUGGCUUGC
Messenger RNA from Lagopus muta (rock ptarmigan), 10741 nucleotides. It is a transcript of the gene CLVS2, whose product is annotated as clavesin 2. NCBI's taxonomy places the organism in Eukaryota, Metazoa, Chordata, Aves, Galliformes, Phasianidae. Gene Ontology annotation, molecular function: phosphatidylinositol bisphosphate binding. The coding region runs from base 1483 to 2466 and encodes 327 amino acids. The transcript is spliced from 5 exons. The record is from RefSeq and is a predicted model, not a curated record. Gene Ontology annotation, cellular component: membrane.